AUGGGCAUGCACAUACAUCUUAUUCUUAUGAAUCAUAUUACAUCAUGCACUCCCAUCACCAAUAAAGAUACGAGUGGAAAUCUUGAAAUUUAUGUUUUAUUUGGAUUCUCUGUAAAUGCUCGAUCAUAUCGAAUUCCACGUUAUGAUGAAAAUGAUGGAUGUGCGAGGAUUCAUAAUGAAUAUAUUUCGAAAAACACAACCUUUUUCACUUAUACUGAUGUAAGAGAUUGUUACAUGAAUUUCCCAUUCGACAAAGAAAUAGCUUCUCAGACAAUUCAAACGCUUGACGCGUUGUUUCAUGGAUUUUAUCCGUUUCUGUAUAAGGCAAAAGAACCACCACAAAGAGAAUUUCAUUUUAAACCGAUAGAUCUACUGGUCCAAUUGAACCGUUUACAAAAAAGACGUUAUGAUACUUUAUUUCAAUUUAUGGACGGUGUUAGAAAACUUAUUUUUGAAUUGAGAGAUGCACACACGAGUUUUAUAACAAAUUGUUUUUCAUCAUUUGUUUUUUAUACGAACUUAACAUUAUAUUCUAUUGUUACUGAUGAUGGUGUGCAGAAAAUCAAAGUUUUCAAUGACACCAUUGAUCCUACUAAUAUUAAUUGUGAGGUAACUCAUAUUGAUGGUCGCCGAGCGAUUCAAGUGAUUACCGAAUUUCCUAAUUACAUCUCAAAAGAUCUUGGCGUACGAUUUAACGUAGCUCUUGAUGUUAAUUAUCCAGGAAUCACAUUUUUCACUAGAGUUGAUUUACCAGAAACACCAAGUAUUACUUACACUUUAAAUUGUGAUAACCAUCCUAAACUUGUUAAAAGAAAUUGGAGUGUGAUUGGUAUUCAAACAAUUCUAAAUAAUUUCAAUAAUUCGAAAACUUAUUUUUCCAAUAUUUGUAAAAACUCUACAAACGAUUAUUAUCAACAACUUAUUGCCAAACUUUUAGAAAUUAAAGAAGCACACAAGAAUGUUCGUGAAUUGAAAUCGAAUGAACAUGUUAUUACAAUAAUAUAUGAAAUUGUAGACUUUAUUAGCUUUUUUAAAGAACAAGAUUUUGGCAUUGUUAAAAUUAAGACUGAAGAUGUUCAUUUAAAUAAUACUUUGGCUGUUGAAAUUAUUACAGGAUUUCAAGCAUUGGCAAAUACAGGAGUUAAAAAAGUAGUCCUUGAUUUAUCCGACAAUCUUGGUGGUUUUGUUCUAAUCAGCAACUUUAUCAAUCUACUCUUAUUUCCUGAUGCAAACACAUUCUAUAAUAUGGAUAUCAGAGUCACUAAACAAUUUAAACUUGUAUUGCAAGGUCUAGUAAAUUUGAACGAAAUUGUUUCUUCAACAAAUCUAACAAAAUUUCAAUAUGUAGAGGAUCUUAUUGGUAAUAAUUUUUAUACACGUGGUGGUGUUACCGAACGUUAUUCAAACAGAUUUCUUAUAAGUAAUCCAUAUGAAUAUAAAGAUUUAAUAUCUCGGCACUUAAUAGCUCCUCUACCUUGGAAAUCUGAUGAUUUGAUUAUUUUAACAAAUAGUUUAUGUGGAUCUUCUUGCGCUCUUAUCGCAGAAGGUGCUGCUGAAGUUAAUAACGUAACUACUGUAGCGGUUGGUGGAUUUGUAAACUCACCUUUGUCAUAUUCUUCUUGUCAAGGUGGAGUUGUUAUUGAUUCAACACUCAUAUUUAAUAUUAUAUCUAAAUUAAAUUUACAAAAUAAUACAUUAAUGCCUAAACCUUUUAUUCUUGGUGGAAAACUUACAAUUCCUUCUUCUGAAUUUUACAGCAUAAAAAACUCUGAUAAAAUAUUAGAAUUUUUGUAUAGGCCUGCUGAUUUUAGACUUUUUUAUGAUGAUAAAAAUUUUAGAGAUCGAUCUAUAUUAUGGUCACAAGCUGCUGCUUUUAUAGGAAGGAAACCUAAGAUUUAUUCCUAA
This is a messenger RNA of Cetraspora pellucida, 1905 nucleotides long. The record is from the annotation of a GenBank genome assembly. NCBI's taxonomy places the organism in Eukaryota, Fungi, Glomeromycota, Glomeromycetes, Diversisporales, Gigasporaceae.